CAACCAAGCUUCAACGCCUAAAACUGGAAUGAUAUUUAAGCCGGUCGAUAUUUUUUGUCAAGUUGCAGUGUUUCUUUGGGAUGCUAUUGAAGAUGCAGAAACUAGGUACUUGCAAAGAUUAACGCAGGUAAUAGUUAGAACAAUAAAUUGAGGGUCCAGUGCGUCCGGCGCGCACCUACCUGGCUUACAAUGGAGCGCAUUACAAGGGUUUCAUGGUCAAACUAUACACUACCUGCUGCAUAAUGAUGUUGCUAAGCAAGACAAAUGGCAAUUUCUAAACGCAGACCAAAUUUUAUUGUAAGGAUGGCAGCGGCAACAUUGGUGUCAAAGAAAGCUGUUAAAAAGGGAAAAAUUAAGAAGACACUUAAAAAUGUGUUGUGCCGUCCUGACCCCGUAUUUUGGCCCCUCAUAUCCGAUGAACAGAAAAAAAUUCUAGAAGUAAUUAUGAACAAUCAUAAAAUAGAUAUACCAAAAUGGAAUAAACCACUCUGGAAAGACAUAAAAGUGAUUCCGAAGGACAAAAGACCAAAGCCACCUAAAACACAAAAGCCAGACGGGCUCCUAUUUGGAAUAUCUGAAUGUACCAAUGCCAUUCACAACCACAAUUGUGCAGCCAUCUUGGUAGACUCUGCAGUCAACCCUCGUACCAUAGUUCAGCCUGUAAUAGAAACUUGUACGAAUGCUAACAUACCAGUCAUCUGCAUCAAUGAUUUGAAGGCCUUAUGUACCUGCAAUUUUGGUAUACCAACUAGUUGUUUAGGAAUCAAAAACAACUGUCUGCCUGAUCUCAACAAAAAAGUAUUAGAAAUUGCAAGUUCUUUCAAAUUACCUGAACAAAUUAAAAGUAAUGAACCAGUGGAAUCUAUGGAUACUAGCAAUGCCAUAGAGGAAAAAACAGCUGACACACCAACACAAUGUCCAUACUUGUAUAGAAAUAAUAAGAAAACAAGAGUGUUUAUACCAUCAGAAGGAAUUGUUAGCAAAAAUGUUAAAGAUUUCAGUGGUCAAGACUUUAUUAAAUUUGCAGCAAAGAUGGAAACACAAAAUAAGGACCGGAAGUCAUAUAUGAACAUGGUUUUGAAGAAAUUGACAAACAAUCCUAACAGGGUUCAAGUGAAACAAAAAGAUUUUAAAUGAGAGACGCUUUAUUGUAUAAUGUAACAUUACUAUAAUGUCAAAAAAAGACAUGUAUUUUUUAUGUUAAGCAUUCCUAAAGGAAUGUAAGUUUGCCAGUACACAAAAAUAACUAGGGUCUUGAAUAUAAUUUUUCAUAAGUGUGCCCCUGCAUUUCUGUAUACUGUAACCAAACUUUACCAAUUUUACCCAUUCUACAAUCUACAAUACAAUACAUGAUGUAUUGGUAAAAUUUGAUUUACAUA
This is a messenger RNA of Ostrinia furnacalis (Asian corn borer), 1379 nucleotides long. RefSeq lists its product as uncharacterized. The record is from RefSeq and is a predicted model, not a curated record. The transcript has 4 exons. Bases 265 to 1137 code for a protein of 290 amino acids. Lineage: Eukaryota; Metazoa; Arthropoda; Insecta; Lepidoptera; Crambidae.